Messenger RNA from Halichondria panicea, 2488 nucleotides. Its product is annotated as ribosomal protein S6 kinase alpha-5-like. The record is from RefSeq and is a predicted model, not a curated record. The transcript has 14 exons. Gene Ontology annotation, molecular function: protein serine/threonine kinase activity; ATP binding; magnesium ion binding. Lineage: Eukaryota; Metazoa; Porifera; Demospongiae; Suberitida; Halichondriidae. The coding region runs from base 103 to 2373 and encodes 756 amino acids. Gene Ontology annotation, biological process: regulation of DNA-templated transcription; peptidyl-serine phosphorylation; intracellular signal transduction.
CUAGGGACAUUCCCUUCAAGGCAGCCCAUAACAUAACAUUGUUCAAAACUUUCUAGUCCAGUAAACAUCACUGCACUAGAGUAUUAAAUUAGCUAGCUAGCUAUGGCAGAGUCCGUGGACGACUGGUUUCCCCUUCCCCCUGUCAAGAGAAAGAAGCUCUCCUCCACGAGUGAGAGUAGUGAUCCAGAGAUGGUGGAGCAGAUCAUCAGUGGAGAUGACAAUGAGAAGGUUACUCGCAAGGACUUUGAGUUGCUCAGUGUGUUGGGCACAGGAGGUUAUGGUAAAGUGUUUCUGGUGCGGAAGGUCAGUGGAGUGGGAACAGGCAAACUGUACGCCAUGAAGGUGCUCAAGAAGGCUAGCAUAGUGCGCAAGAGGAAGGUGAUGGAGCACACACUGACAGAGAGGAGUGUGCUAGAGGCCAUCAGGGACUUCCCCUUCCUUGUUACCCUGCACUAUGCAUUUCAGACUGACACCAAGCUUCACCUCAUUCUGGACUAUGUGUGUGGUGGGGAGCUGUUCACACACUUGCAUCAUAUUGGUCCCUUCACUGAGACCCAUGCCAGGAUGUACGCUGCUGAGAUAACACUGGCCUUGGAGCAUCUACAUCAUCUGGGCAUUAUCUAUCGUGACAUCAAGCUGGAGAAUAUUCUCCUGGACAGAGAUGGUCAUAUCAUCCUCACUGACUUUGGACUCAGCAAAGAGAUGCUUCCUGAACAGGUGACCCACUCCUACUGUGGCACUGUCGAGUACAUGGCUCCUGAGAUAGUGCGUGGAGGGGAGGCAGGUCACAACAGAGCAGUGGACUGGUGGUCACUGGGGGUCCUCCUCUAUGAGCUGCUCACUUGUGAGUCUCCAUUCGCUCAAAGUGGGGACGACAACUCACAGAGGGAGAUAUCAAAACGUAUCCUCCACUCGAGUCCCUCCAUUCCGUGUGACAUCUCCUCCAGUUGCCAACAUCUCCUCCUCUCACUCAUGGAGAAGGUACCACAGGAGAGGCUGGGUUACCAUGGCGCCAAGGACAUCAAAUCACAUCCAUGGUUCAAGGACAUCGAUUGGUCGGACAUCCUGGCUAAGAAAGUAGCCCCUCCCUUCCAACCGUACAUCACUGAUGAUUUGGACGUGGGUAACUUCUCUGAUGAGUUCACAGCGCUCACUCCAGUGGACUCCCCUGCUCAAGCACCCACCAAACAUGCAGACAUCUUCAGAGGUUACUCGUUCAUUGCCACUCCUGUUCUGUUUUCUGAUAACAUCUUCUCCCUCUCCAAGAAGCCCAACGGAGGAGUCUCCCUUCCCUCAAAACUCAUGAACCCAGCCUUCCUGCAACAGUACAGCCUGGGUGACAAGCUCCUGGGCGUGGGCAGCUUCUCCACCUGUAGAGUGUGUACAGAGAGAGCUACUGGCACUGAGUAUGCUGUCAAGAUCAUCAGUCAGAGAUACAAUCCCACGCAUGAGGUGUCCAUCCUCAAGUUGUGUCAAGGCCACCCGAACAUUGUAGGGCUGAAAGAUGUCUUUACAGACCAGCUGCACGUGUACAUUGUCAUGGAGCUCAUGAUAGGAGGGGAGUUGUUGGAGAGGCUCAAACAGAAGCACAGUUUCACCGAGGCCGAAGCUAGCACCAUAUUCAGACAACUAGUGUCUGCCGUGUCUUAUAUGCAUCAGAAGAAUGUAGUGCACAGAGAUCUCAAGCCAGAGAACCUUCUGUUUGCCACGACUGGUGAGAACUCGUCCAUCAAAGUGGUGGACUUUGGUUUUGCUCGAGUGCAUGCUGGUGAGAACCCGACCCUGACCACCCCCUGCUACACCCUGGCCUACGCUGCUCCUGAGGUGCUGUCCACCAGACAAGACCACGGCUACACUGAGGCAUGUGACCUAUGGAGUCUUGGGGUCAUUCUGUAUGCAAUGAUUUGUGGCCAUGCCCCCUUCUACGGUCAGAGUGCAUCGACUGAGGAGAUCAUGCUGCGUAUUCAAAAGGGCCAGUUCUCCUUCGAGAGCAGCGAGUGGUCCUCCGUAUCUCAGGCUGCUAAGAGCAUCAUUGAAGGCCUCCUAACAGUGGACACCCAGCACAGACUCACACUGAGGGACCUCUCUUGUCACCCGUGGUUGAAACCUCAAUCCGCCCCCUCCACACCUCUACACAUUACACCCCUCCACAAAGGCACAGCCACGGCUCUCAAGCACACCUUCCAUGCCUUCUACCAAGCCACCAAGGCCGGCUUCACUCUCGGGGAUGUGUCCAGGGCACGCUUGGCCAAGAGACGGAAAGAUAAGCGAGGAACACACUCUAGAUUGGAACAAGUGGUACCCUCUCAAUCGUCAGCUGAUGGAUCUGUCGUGAGACCAAGUCAGCUGGGAUUAAACGCUCUUAGAACUUGAAGCAUUUUAUGUCCGUUUAAUUAUUUUAAUUAUUUUAAUUACUUUUUUGCACAUUAUUUUUAUGCCUGAACAUUAAAACAUUUUGUGUAUAAUAACUACGCUUUUACUAAUUGUG